Spinacia oleracea (spinach) is the source of this 2279-nucleotide messenger RNA. RefSeq names its product glycerol-3-phosphate dehydrogenase SDP6, mitochondrial. The record is from RefSeq and is a predicted model, not a curated record. Gene Ontology annotation, biological process: glycerol-3-phosphate metabolic process. Bases 86 to 1969 code for a protein of 627 amino acids. NCBI's taxonomy places the organism in Eukaryota, Viridiplantae, Streptophyta, Magnoliopsida, Caryophyllales, Amaranthaceae. The transcript is spliced from 6 exons. Gene Ontology annotation, cellular component: mitochondrion. Gene Ontology annotation, molecular function: glycerol-3-phosphate dehydrogenase (quinone) activity.
UUCCCUCUUCCAUCAUUUACGCCAAGCAACUCACCCACUUUCUCUCUCCUCCUCCUCCUCCUCCUCCUCCAUCAUCAUCAUCAUCAUGGCCUCAACGGCACUCCGCCUCCGCCGAAUUGGCGCCAUCGCCGCUGCUGCAACCACCGCCGCUUCCGUCGCAUUUACUGUGUCAGUUUCCUCCAAUGACAGAGGGAUUAGUGUGGCCCCCGAAAUCCAGGGGAAGGUUUCUGACUUAAACGCUGUCGUACCUCCUAGGCGGGCUCAAAUUUCGUCUCUGGCGGGGUCCACCGCCGAUAAACCUCUGGAUAUGCUCGUGAUUGGUGGUGGCGCGACAGGGUGCGGUGUCGCCCUUGAUGCUGCAACGAGAGGCCUCCGUGUGGGGGUUGUGGAAAGGGAGGAUUUUGCUUCCGGGACUUCUUCCAGGUCUACCAAGUUAAUCCAUGGAGGUGUACGCUACCUUGAGAAAGCUGUGUUCAAUGUUGAUUAUGGGCAGCUGAAGCUUGUUUUCCAUGCACUUAAGGAACGUAAGCAGCUGAUUGAUAAUGCUCCACAUCUAUGCCACUCUUUGCCAUGCAUGACCCCAUGUUUUGGAUGGUUUGAAGUGGUGUACUACUGGGCGGGCUUGAAACUAUACGAUAUAGUCGCAGGGGCAAGGUUGCUACAUCUAUCAAGGUAUUAUUCAGCGCAACAGUCUAUUGAGCUCUUCCCCACUCUUACGAGAAUGGGAAACGAUAGAAGUUUAAAGGGCACUGUAGUGUAUUAUGAUGGGCAGAUGAAUGACUCUCGACUUAACGUUGGUUUGGCAUGCACAGCAGCAUUAGCUGGGGCCUCUGUGCUUAAUCAUGCUGAAGUUAUUUCAUUACUUAAGGAUGAAGUUGAUGGGCGGAUAAUUGGUGCAAGAAUACAUGACAAUCUCUCUGGUGAAGAAUUUGAUACAUAUGCUAAAGUUGUGGUGAAUGCUGCUGGGCCUUUUUGUGACUUUGUUCGGAAAUUGGCUGAUACGGCUGCGCAGCCCAUGAUAUCUCCUAGCAGUGGUGUACAUAUUGUUCUCCCUGACUACUAUUCUCCAGAAGGGAUGGGGUUAAUUGUUCCGAAAACUAAGGACGGACGUGUUGUGUUCAUGCUUCCAUGGCUGGGCAAGACAUUAGCAGGGACCACAGAUUCCAAUACCGCCAUUACAAUGCUGCCAGAACCACAUGAGGAUGAGAUUCAAUUCAUAUUGGACGCUCUCACUGAUUAUCUCUGUAUCAAGGUUCGUCGAACAGAUGUUCUCUCUGCAUGGAGUGGAAUUCGUCCAUUGGCUAUGGAUCCAACAGCCAAGAACACAGAAAGUAUCUCCCGUGAUCACGUUGUUUGUGAAGAUUUCCCUGGUUUGGUUACCAUAACUGGUGGAAAAUGGACCACAUAUAGAAGCAUGGCUGAGGAUGCUGUUGAUGCUGCAAUUAAGUCCGGAAAGCUGAAAGCCGAUGAAUGCAAAACUCACAACUUGAUACUUACUGGUGGUUAUGGUUGGGAUCCUGCCAAUUUUACUGUUAUUGCUCAACAGUAUGUCCGAACAAAGAAGACGUCUGAUGGUAGAACCGUUCCUGGUGUCAUGGACACUGCUGUAGCAAAGCAUUUAUCACAAGCAUAUGGUACACUGGCUGAGCGCGUGGCUUCAAUAUCUCAGAAUGAAGGUUUGGGAAAGCGGCUCGCGCAUGGAUACCCUUUCCUUGAAGCAGAAGUAGCAUACUGUGCUCGAUACGAGUAUUGUGAGUCUGCAACUGAUUUUAUUGCAAGGAGAUGUCGGCUUGCUUUCCUAGAUACUGAUGCUGCCAGUCGAGCUCUGCCUCGCGUCAUUGAAAUUCUAGCAGCAGAACAUAAAUGGGAUAAAUCUAGAAAGAACGAUGAGUUUAAGAAGGCUAAGGAGUUCCUGGAAACCUUCAAAUCAUCAAAAAAUGCUCAGUUUCACGAUGGUAAACACAAAUAGGAUGCCUAUUGCUAUUUUUCGGUCUACUUUGGUAGAUUACAGAUGUAUUCGAUAAUUUCAGUCUACUGGAAGAUUUCUUGGCGUUGCCCUGCAUCUUUUGGUCAAAAGUGGUUCUAUCCAAGACUUCUCCAUCGGGCCAGAAGUUGACACACUUUUUAUCAAUAAUGAGACAUUAGUUCACAUACUGUGUAACUGUAUUACAGGAUUUCUCUAGACCACACAAAGCUGUAAAUGCAUUUUUCACUUAUACCAUUCAAAUGUAUCUUUCUCACAUUAGAUAACCUGAGAUAAUAAUUUUCAUCUCAACUAA